UCAGAGUGCGAGAGAGCCGUUCCUGCCCUCUGUCUCUACAUAGCGCUGCCCGUGUGCACGCGCGCGUCUUUCCCUGUGUUCUCUCUCACUCACACAAGCACACGGGAACACGCAGAUGAGGACACACAGACUGAGGGAGGGAGAGUGAGAGAGUGAGAGAGAGAACACAUCGCAGCCGAGAUGCAGCACAAGGUUUUCCGAGGAUUAGGAUCGGGAUCAUGGUGUUGGGAGAGGAUGGCUCUCCACACCUGCACUGCACUCUUGGAGCUGAAUGUAUAGUGCAUGGCAACCCUGUCCUGUUUUAUAACAAGAUAAUCAAAGAUGCACAAUGUCACAUACAUCUGAGAGUCAUCGUCUCUGAACUUGAACUCCAUGAACAGCCGUCUUGGUCUGACACUCCUGUUCUCCACCAUCUUUCAAUCAUCAGCUUCUGUGGGGAAUGUAUAUCUAGAACUGAUACUCUUAAUAAUUUUCCUGGACCUUGCUGGAUUACAGGUAGACCUCCUGACUAGUGCUCUGUUUUAGGCAAACUAUAGCCUUGGAGAGCAUCUCAAGAGAGUUUGUACAAGGAUCCAAUGAAACACAGAAAUAAACAGAUGAGAGGAGACAGGAUGGGAGAGGGAACUGAUGAGGUGGAUGAUGCCAAAACUACGAGGAUAUCUCUCAGUUUUCCCCUCAGUGCUGGACUGCCAGGCUUUUCUGCACAGAAGCGCUGCUCCUCAUCCCACCCCACUUCCUCUUCAGAUGUUCGUGACAGAGAUGGCUCAGAUGGCACGACAUGGAUGGGGGAAGCAUUCAGAGACAAACAUUUAUCCAAAACGCCAUCAAAAACUGAACGCCUGCCAUGCUCUUCCUCCUCCUCCUCCUUGCCUGUUGAUCUAACUGCUCCUGUCAGUAAGAACUGCAAGUCAUCUCUGUCCUUUUCUGUUGAUGACAGUGGUUCCCGAUACCCAACAUCUCCCUUACGACACUCUAAUAAAAUAGACUAUUCAAAAGAGACAGCUGGGGUUAGUCUCAAUAAUGUGUACAAAGAGCAUUCAGCAACAGAAACAGCACACAUCCUUUUCAACCUCAGUGCAAGAGCCUACCAGGACCAAGGUAUGAAGGACACAGAGAGUUCAAAAGGCAAAAAACGGAAGGCAAACAGCCUCCAUGUCGAAUUGAGCCUCCCUCUCCCAAGCAUCAACCCUCAAUCCUCUUCAUCAACCCCUCCUCCUCCUCCUUCCCCCUCAUCUGUCUCUCUUACCUCCUCCCCCUUGACUCUCCCCACUACGUCUUUCGAUGACUCCUUUAGGCCAGUGUCAAAGCCAGAACUACUGUGUGGGGUGUGCCACCGUCUGUUCAGUACUGCCUCGUCCCUCACUGUCCACAUGCGUCUCCAUCGGGGGGGACGGGCACUCAGCUGCCGCCACUGUGGCAAAGCCUUCAUCCAUAAUAAAAGACUGCAAUCCCAUGAGGCCACCUGCAGGCAAAGGCUGCCAGCUUUUCCAGCGCAACCCAAAGAAGAGCCCCUGGAGGCGGCUGAAGUGGAGGGGGAGAGAGCAGGUGAGAGUGCAGUGCCAGAACAGCUUGGACAAGGAACAAGGCCUGGCCGACCCAUAAAGAAGGUGAGAGACCUUCAUGGCCUUGAUGCUGGAACACUGACUUGCACGGAUGGCCUGGAGGAAGGUGAUCACUUUGUAAAAGUGGUGGAUGGACAUAUCAUUUACUUUUGCUCUGUGUGUGAGCGCUCUUACAUGACUUUGUCCAGUUUAAAGCGUCAUUCCAAUGUGCAUUCGUGGCGGAGAAAGUACCCCUGCCACUACUGUGAUAAGGUUUUUGCUCUGGCUGAGUACCGCACUAAACAUGAGGUGUGGCACACUGGUGAAAGGCGCUACCAGUGCAUAUUUUGCUGGGAGGCAUUUCCUACCUACUACAACCUUAAAACACACCAAAAGGCUUUUCAUGGAAUCAACCCUAGUCUAAUCUCAAGUGAGAAAACAGCCAAUGGCGGCUACAAGCAGAAGGUCAAUGCUCUUAAACUCUACUGCCUGCUGCCCAUGCGGUCUUUAAAGCGACCUUAUAAAACAUACAGUCAGCCAAUGGCUGAUGGACUACUCACUUCUGAUUCAUCAGUUACCCUGCCUUUAACUCUGGAUGGCAGUCCCCCACCACCUCUGGACACAAACAAAUUGGAGUCUUUCCUUAAAGAUCUUCAAACUCCAGACAUCAAGACUGAACAUGAAGGAUCCCCUAUCAAAGUGGGUGUAGAGCAGGGUAAAAAACUACAUGCUCCCCAAACAGUCAUGGCAGUAGAAGUCAGAGAGGCAGAGGGGUCAAAUUUACAGCUGUCAGGUAAUAACACUGGCAAAGGCAAAACUCCAAAGAGCCCAGAAGGAGCUGUCUCUUCAGUCAUUACAUUUGCACACAGCAAACCCUCAGUCAUAAUGCACAGUGCUGCAGUUUCUUCUUCUGUCAUUGUGCAUAGAAAUAAUAUGCCCUCUGAGGAGAAGAAAAGAAGUCCCGAGAAUCACCCAGUGGCAAAAACAACUCAAAAACAGAUAAAGAAACAAAGCCAGAAAGAGCACAAAGACACAUACAGGGAGUGGGAUGCUGCUGAUUUAGAUCCUGAGGUCUCAAAAAUCAGUCAGCCAACAGAGAAACUUCACAAGGGACGAAAGGCUCACAGUAAAACUGAGUCAACAAAGGCAAUACCCAUAGCAGUGGGCUCAGACGUCAAAGGCAGUGGUCCACUUUGUCAGAUUACUGUGCGUAUAGGGGAGGAGGCCAUUGUCAAGCGGAGCAUUUCUGAAACAGACCUAAUGAGGGACAAAAGCCCUACACGCAGCAAAGCCAAAAAGAGUAGCCUCUCACAGGAGGACCAGAGAGAACAACGGCACACCCAUCAUAGCCAACGUAAACACCACAACUCCAGCCAGGAAGGAAAGGAAGGGGAGCACAAAUGGAAAAACGCUAAACUGAAAAGCAAGGUGAGGAAAUACUUCUUCCGCCAGGAGGUCAGGGAGGAUAGAAAUGACCAUGAUGUGGAGGACAAUCUGUGGAGGCCUUACUAUUCCUACAAACCCAAGCGAAAGGCCCUUCAUUUGCAGGGGGCUAAAGCCUGGAAGCGCAAAAUGCACUACAAACGGUCCCUGAAGCCUAUGAGGAGAGCUGAGAGGCUCAUGAAAAAUUUUAACAAAGAGGUUGAUGGGGAAGAUCCAGAUGAGACAGUGGGAGGGAGACAGGAAGCGAAGAAAGAGCAGAAAGAAGUUAACAAUCUACAGAAAGAUCAAGUCAAAGAAACCCCACAAACUUUUUCUGUCCCUUCAAGAGCAGAAAAGGAGAAAGAAAUGGGAACCCAUGGAAAGCUGGAUCUCCCUCUCCCUUCAUCUGUCCCUCAGACUACAUGCAAUACACAAUACACAGCCUCCUCUUUCAUCAAGAAACGAUGGUCAGAAGGUCAGGCCUCUGAGUGUGGGACAUGUGGCCGCUGGUUCUCAAGCCCGAGGAAGCGAGACAAACAUGAGCUGACACAUCUAUUUGAGUUUGUGUGCAUGCUUUGCAGAGCUCCUUUCCCUUCACAGUCCAAGCUAGAAGAACAUCAGAGAACUCAGCACCCCAAAAACAAGCCUCUGUCUGCCCCUACUUUCUUCACUUCCCAGAUACUGAGAAAAGAGCUGGAAAUAAAAGCUGAUGAGAAUGGUGUGGAUGGAAGAUCAUUAGAGAAAGGCUGCCCAGUUCGCUUGGGCAGGAGGCCUCUGAUCAGAUAUACAUGUUCACAAUGUGAUAAGGUCUGCAAAACCUCUGCCGCACUCAACUGCCACCUCAAGCGACAUGAGUUAGGCAGUUUAACGGAGGUUGAAAACACACAGCAAAAUCAAGACAUGCCAAGUUACACAACUUCAACAGCAAAGACUGCACUAAGCAAAGAUUUAGACACCAAUAGUGAACAAGUGCAGCCUGUGUCUGUCAUAUAUUAUUCAAAACCAGACUGUCAAAUCUCUGACAACCAACUAGAUGAAAAGAUUAAAGAACACCAAAGAAUCAGCAAUUGUGAAAGCCCAAAACUGGCAACCAAUGACAAAGUCAACAGUCCAAUUUGUACACAGUUAUCCCAAGUUACGCACAGCUCCAGUUCAGAAAGGUUUAAGUUAAUAUCUCCUAACCUCCCUAGUGUGCUAGUAAUGAAUGGGGCAGAGUGCCUAGACUAUAGGACACCAGAGAAACAAAAUUUAGACACACAAGAUCAACAGAAAAGAAGUCCCACACCAAAUGACAGGCAAAUCCAAGUUUCUCAAAUGCUUACAGACCCUCAAAUUAGAAGUGAAACAAUUCCAUCUGGGCCCAUUUCAUUAAAAACAGGCAGAUGUUGUGCAUUUAGCAAAGGGAUUGGAACAGUCGCACAGAGACAAGGUGACAUUAUUCAGAAUGAAGAUUACAGUGAUUCACAAGAUGCUCAGGAUCUAAGAACCUUUCCUCAAUCCAGGAACCAAGCCCAAGAUUUAUCUAUGCCAACAAUACUGGCAAAAAAGAGGGAGCUUGAUCAACAGAUAACACAUCCAUCCAACAUGUCAAAGGAACAAUCCCAUAAUGAGGACAUGUCACUGCUAGUGCCCAAAGAGGAACCACUCAGUCCUGUACCAUCUCCUACAUGCUCUGUCAUUCAAACCACUCCGAAAGGACCUUCUCAAAGGUAUUUAAUGUCACCUUGUCACUCACCAGGACCCUUAGACCUACAGUUGCGGACUCAGCUGGAACAAAGCCAAACACACAGAGAAAGGCACAAUACAGAAAAACAGGGUCUCAUGCUUCCAGCGAAUUCAGCUGGGAUGAUUGAUCCUCCUUCUUCCCACAUCCUGCUCCAUCCUCAAGUGUCCAUGGAAGAGCCUGAAUCAAAGGACUACUCUUCUGUCACCCCUACAGAACACCACAGGGGCUCAGUCUUCCCUGUCCAGGAGCUUACACUUCCCCUGAUCAUACCAGGAGGGUACUGCUCUGGAAAGAAACAGGAGGAGCAAAUCCUGAUGUCUUACCCUACUGGGCCCCUACCUUUUCCUUCACUUGGGAAGAUGAUACCCCACUCUGACUCAACUAAACUACCCUUUUAUCCAGACCCCUAUCACCUACUGUAUGGCCCACAGAUACUGCCAUACCCCUAUAACCUUGCUGCCUUUCCAAUGGCUCUAAAUAUGAUGGCAUCUGGGGACAAAGAACCCUUGCCCUUCUUGCCUUUUUUCAAUUACGCUGCCACUGCUGCUCCUUUACCAGGCACAGUGCCCCAUCCUUUAGUGUUGAACCCUAGCCUAUACAACAGUGGAGGCAGCAGUAGCACAAAGCAGGACAACCCUUAAAUGAGUUAACAAUGGCAGCAAGGGAAUAUAUCUAAACAGCUGAGUAGGCCUUUAAGGGUGGAUAUGUUGUUUUUCCUUUUUGUUAACUGAACACUUUUGCACAGGUCUUCUCUUUUGUAAAGUAGCAAAAGCAUAGGCAUACAUAUGAAUGAAAUAUGGUGGAAAAUUUGAGGGGUUUCUUGACACUAGGUGAGAAGGAUAGAAGGGGUUGCAAACAGAACAUAUAUAACACCCCUUUCAGGCAUUGCCAAAUGCACCUCCAACAGAGCUUGAAUAUCCAUCCUAUCAGAGUCAUUCAGAUAUUAGGUAUAUCAUGUGAACAACAACAGCUAACAGUAUGUGUGUUUUGAAAAAUGAGUUCUGUCUAUUUCUCAUAAUAGGGACAAUAUAAAAAUAAUGAUGAUAAUAAUAGUUAUUUUGAUUAUACUGAUUACAGUAAUAAAAUGGGGCUUUUUAUUGAAAGCAAAACGUUAUGCCUGAAGAGGUUCAACAUUCUCAACACACAGGGAAGGAUAAUGCAGCAGCAGUGUGUGUGUGCAUGGAUUAUAUGGGGUAGCUCAUAGUUUCAUAUCUAACAACAUCGGUACUUCCGUCAAGUGUUUUUCAGUAUUUUGGCUUAUAUAUGCCUGCAGGUUUGUGUAUGUGCAUUUGUGGGGUGUGUUGGGGGUGUAGGCAUGCACACUUGAAGUCAUUUGUGCUGCAUCAGCCUUGGUCAGUUCCAUGGAAGUUAUUACGUAUAAACAUCAUUCCUGAAAAAGCUGUAAUAAUCUUAUUAGGUCAGUAAAUAGAAAUCAUAGAUGAAGCUCUUCUUUCGUCACUCAUAGCAUAGCAACGUGAUGGUGUAGCUACAUGUCAUAUGGAUUAAAUAUAUUGUUAUGUGAUGCCUUCACUAACCAGGAUCAUCUUGACAAGGUCAGAUGUGUGUGAUUUAGAAUCCACUGUAUAUUUGACCAUGUGAUGUAUAGAGACAGAUUAGUUAGGUUUGUAGGAUGUGGGUAUAUUAAUCCUUUUUGAUGAUCAUUUAUUAAAUAAGUCUGUGUACUUUCAGUACUCUGGUACUUCUGCCAACUGUUUCUUCUCUUCCAAUAACAUACAAGAAACGUACAAGUCGACUUCAUGUUUAGUGGCCUUCUCCUCCCCACUGCCCCCUGGUGUCCACCAAAGACACUACAUUCACUUCACUGAAUUUGAGAGUAAGAAACCAAGUGAAGCAAACAGAGAAAGAGAAUGAGAGUGUCAGCAAGAAUGGUAGUAAAAUGAAGAUAAGUGCAGCUGGGCAGUGUGUUAGCAUGAACAGAGCUUCCUUUACAAAGACAAAGAGAAUCAUUUUCCUGUAAGAGGCGGUAGUUGGUGAAUGUUAGUUUUAGGAACAUAUGAUCUAAAGAGAUCCAUUACAAGUAAGCCACCGUUUCUGUUGGUUAGCAGAUUGGCUCUCCUUCUCCUCCACAGCAGAAAGAAGAGAGGGAGAGGGUGUCAGUUAGUCCUGACAUCCCUGCAGGGCUUGCACUAUGGGACUUAAAGCACUGGAGUGGCUUGAGCAAUCCCUUGUACUUUCUUGUUUUUUUUUUUUUUGUUUGUUUUUUGUUUUUUUACAUCUUUAGUUUUUCACAAUAUUAUUUGUUUGAUUUACAUAUUUUUCCAUUUUGGUAGUGAGACAAGGCUUGUACUUGUAUAUUCAUAUUCAAGUACACAUGAAAAUGAAUGUAAUUUAGUCAUGAGGUUAAAAAAAAAAAAAAAACGGACAGUAUGGUAGAUAAUUUCUAUAUGCUGACUUGAAAAAUAACAUGUAAUAUUGAACCGCUAUGAGGUAUUCAUAUAUAUAAACAGUAGACUUAGGGACAUGUCAAGGAAGUUGGUUUCAAUAUAACCACAACGCAUGAGAAACAAUUACUUCUUCUUUAUCUUCUGGUGUUGUCACAGAACUCUCCAUUUUACUUCAUAUGGUUCUUCAUUUUCAUUUUCUCGUUUUUUUUCCAUUGAAGAAAACUUUCAUUUUUAACCCCUCACUAUCAAAUUUUAAACCUUAAACCAAAAAUAAAAGCUCCUUUGUUGCCUUAUUUAAUUUCCCCAAGCAUCGCAGAAGCUUUCUGACUACCACCCCUCAAUAUCCACCUCUUUCUCAUCCCUACACCCUCUCCCUUUUUUAUUCUCAAUAUUUAACUUCUCCCUUUGAAGAGAGUAUGUCUGAAACUGUGCAAUGAAACCACAGCACUGUUUGUUUCCUGAAGUAAAAAAAUGCGAUAAACGGUUGUGGAUCAUGUAGCUUCACUCGGGUGUGGGUACAAGCCUUAAGUUUGCAUCAAAAGUGUGUGUGUGUGUGUGUGUGUGUGUGUGAGAGAGAGAGAGAGAGAGAGAGAGAGAGAGAGAGGGUGUGUGGUGGUAAAGGUAAUGGGAACGAAAACAAGGUCUAUCUCCCUCGAUGAUUACAUCAUACUUUGAUUUUGGACCUCUUAUUUGCUGCAUUUAUUCUACCAUGACAUAAAAUAUAAAUUAAAUGGUGAGACUUUAAAAUAAGGUUGCAUUUCUUAACAUUAAAUAACACAAUAGUUAACAUGAACUAACAAAAAUACAUUUACAGCAUUUAAUAAUCCUGGUUAAUGUAAAUUUCUACAUAAACUAUUACAUAAAUUAAUGCAAUAUGAACAGGAAUAAACAAUGAAUAACAGUAUUUUGAUAAAUUAACAUUAAUCAAGAUUAAUAAAUGCUGUAAAAAAACAUUGUUCAUUCUUAGUCCAUAAUGCCUAAUGCAUUAACUAAUGUUAAUGAAUAGAACACUAUUGUAAAGUGUCACCAAUUAAUUCAGCCACUACCUUUACUAGUUACUGGUAAAAAAUUAAAAUGUUGCAUUUGUGUAUGUAAGAAUUAAAUCUGUUAGUGACAUUUGUUUAACAAUCACAUAUUGUAAAAAAUAUGACUACUACUUUCAAAUUAUUAGUAACUUAAAUAACUGAAAUUGAAUGUAUUUUUCUUUGCCUCCAGAGAGUAUUAAACCUCUGCCCAAAUAUCAACUGGUAAAUUAUGAAUCAGUAACUGGUAUAAAAUGACUAAAUCAAAAAUUCAACUUGUUUACAUUCAAGAUGCCUUUGCAUUUUUUUUUUUUUUUUUUAAUAAGCUAAUAAUAAUAAUAUGCACAUAAUCUGAAUGCACCUUACAAAGAAAAAAUUGUGAUACCAUUUUGAAUAAAAACAUCCUAUGAAGGUGGAACUUUAAGGAACAUCAUAAUGAAUUAUGUUCUCAUGUUGUACUAUAGUUCCAUCCAUCAGCAGACAUUUAGACACUUAAAGAAUUUCAGUGGAUAGUAUGCUUGAAAGAGGUCACUUGUGACUUUGUGGGCUCCUCAGCCUUAAACAAAUAAAAAAUAUUUAUCGAUCAGCAUCUGGACAGACUACUGAAUAUUAUUUGCACAGAACUAUAAAAAGGAGACAAAACAUGCAGAUCAGACCAGAACAUUAGGUUAUGAACACUAUCUUAACAACAACAAAAUAGCAUCACCUUGGUCCACCCUGAACAAGACUCCUUUAUAAGUUUUCAAUCAAAGUGGCUAAAAUCUACCAGCUACAUAUGUUCUGCACUUGGUCAUAGUUGUAGGCAUGUGACUAAAUUGUCUGGUAUUUUGUGAAAAUGUAAUCUUGUGCCAUUGUUUUAGAGAUUCACAUUAUAUUUGGGCAGUUUCAAAAAAGUUAAAUGUUUGAAAAGUUUAUUUGUGUCUUGUUAACUUUGUGGCCAUUUAAUACUGACGUUUGUUGGCACACAUUGCCAAUUCAAGUCUACAAUCUAUAGUUAAUUUCUCUGCUUCUGUUCUCUUUACUCCCUCUGUCCAAGCUACAACCAUACAAUAAAGUAUUAACCUGAUGACGUGCAAAA
This is a messenger RNA of Myxocyprinus asiaticus (Chinese sucker), 9194 nucleotides long. Its product is annotated as zinc finger and BTB domain-containing protein 38-like. The record is from RefSeq and is a predicted model, not a curated record. The transcript has 2 exons. Lineage: Eukaryota; Metazoa; Chordata; Actinopteri; Cypriniformes; Catostomidae. Bases 576 to 5330 code for a protein of 1584 amino acids. Gene Ontology annotation, molecular function: RNA polymerase II cis-regulatory region sequence-specific DNA binding; DNA-binding transcription factor activity, RNA polymerase II-specific.